UAUAUGCUAGUCAUGACAUCCCUUCGUCAUGCGCCCGCACAGCUGUCCUUCAUGUGCAAUUGUAGUCUACGCAUAUUGACGAUACAGAGACUCGUAUAUGCGACCCGCAUUGUACUGCGCAAUCCUCAUGAACGUGUCCCAAUUCCUGCACCGGUACUACGAUAACACCUUUCUCUCUACUCGGUUUCCCAGGUCCGACUGACCUCCUCGCCAUGCCUUCCUCCUCCUCCUCUUCUUCGACCUCUACGCGCCGGGAUUCCUCUACCUCUGAACAAGCACCAGAUCUCAGUAUCACUGCUGAUGAUCAAGUCUACCUCCAUACCGCAGGUUACGAUGCGCCCGAGCGUGGCCUGGUCUCCAGCUUCGCGCGUUUCCGCUCUUCGCCUCUCGACUUCAUACGCGAGAUCUCCCUCCAUGUCUCGGGCACAGGAUGGCGCUCAUAUGAUGACUUCAUCGGACAGCCUAUGUUCUACCCCGGUUUCAGUGAAGAAAUGAAAGCCCGGGUGCUCAGCAAUCCCAUGCUGGUGACAAAAGUUCGGGAAUUGGCCGAGAAGCGAGUUCAAGUAGAAGCGAAGGAGGGGCUAUUGGGCGACGAAAUCAUGAAUGGUGGAGAAGGGAGAGGUCAUGGCAAGGGAGACAAAAAGAGGAAGAGGCGCAUACACAUUGAAGAAUCACUCAUGGAAGUCUGCGAUACCAUGACAGACAACAUGAUAUGUAAGAUGGAGAGCAAUCGCUUCAUCCGCGGCGCAUACUACCUGGCUACUCAACUCUUGACGCGCGCAUAUCAUCAAGGCGUUCACGUUUCGAGCGAAGAAGUUCUCAGACUCCGCGAGGUAGCCAAGGAAGCCGAGAAGAAGAAACAGUCAAUUAUCUUCUUGCCGUGCCAUCGUUCCCAUGUCGAUUACGUUUCACUCCAAAUCAUUUGCUUUCGCAUUGGACUCGCGCUACCGACCAUCAUCGCAGGUGACAAUCUGAAUUUCCCACUGAUGGGCUCAUUUUUACAGCAUGCCGGUGCUAUGUGGAUUCGACGGAGCUUCGGGGACGACCAACUCUAUUCUACGCUGGUCCAGGCUUAUAUCGAUACCUUAAUGCAGAACGGCUAUAACCUCAAAUGUUUCGUAGAAGGAGGCAGGAGCCGUACAGGGAAGAUGUUGCCACCGAAGUUUGGCAUAUUAAGCUACAUGCUGGAUAGUGUGGCUAGUGGAAGAGUGGAGGAUGCCAUCAUAUGCCCAGUUUCCAUGCAAUAUGACAAGGUCAUUGAAGUGGAUUCGUAUAUCAGCGAACUACUUGGCCAGCCAAAACCGAAGGAGAAUCUUAAAGAUUUUCUCUCUGCAUCCUCGGUCUUAUCGUUAAAGCUUGGAAGGGUUGACGUGCGGUUCCAUGAGCCUUGGUCGAUAAGGAAAUUUAUUGACGCGCAACAUGAUCGCUUCAGCAGGCUACCGAAGCGGCUGGAUUUGAAGGAUGAACGUAUACGGAUAUUGAGGACACUGGGAUAUAAAGUUCUUUCCGAUAUCAAUGAUGUCUCUGUCAUUAUGCCCACCGCACUAGUUGGCACCGUCUUGUUAACCCUCAGAGGGCGAGGUGUAGGGAAGUCUGAAUUGAUACGACGAGUCGAAUGGCUAAGUGAGCGUAUUAAGGCACAGGGAGGCAGAGUCGCACAUUUUGCUGGACUACCGACAAGUGUCGUCGUUGACAGAGCUCUUGAAGUACUUGGACCAGGCCUGGUGGGACUGGUCGGCGGGCUGCCGGAAGACACUUACUAUGCUGUAGACAGAUUCCAGCUCUCCUUCUACCGCAACAUGACUAUCCACCUCUUCAUCCUUCACUCCCUUGUCAGCACCGCACUCUACACGCGUGUGAAACUCGGCGGCGGUCCCGAAUACCAACGCAUAACCUAUUCCGACCUCCGCGAUCAAGUCCACUUCCUCUCCCAACUCUUCCGUGGAGAAUUUAUCUUCCCAACCGAAGGCCUUGAGCACAACCUCGCCCAAACCAUUACCUCCCUUGAAUCCGACGGCGUUAUCACUGUCACACGUGACCCUACAAACCCAUCCAUUGUCUCCACCGUCGAGCUUAGCAGUGCCGAGCGCUCUUCCGGCCGCGAGAGUUUCGACUUCUACUGCUUCCUCAUCUGGCCCUUCAUCGAAGCCGCCUGGCUCGGCGCCAUAUCUCUCGUGAUGCUAACUCCCCCCUCGCAGCCUUCCACCACGUCCACUACCCCUGAAAUCCCCUGGCUCGACCUCAAAAAAGUGCAGGACCGCGCCCAACUCCUGGGCAAAACGCUCUACCACCAAGGCGACCUUUCCUACUUCGAAGCCGUCAACAAGGAAACGCUCAAAAAUACAUACACGCGUUUCGAAGAGGAAGGCAUGAUCCUCGUUUCGCGAUCCCGCGAUUCGAAAAUCCCUUCGUCGAUCCGUCUCGCUGAUGCGUGGAUCCCGACGCGUUCUGCCCCUGCCAAUGGCUCUAAUGCAACUUCCAUCGAAGCAAAAGGUCUCCUCUGGACGUUCGCGGAGCGCAUCAGCGGCAGCAGGAGGGAAGGCAAGAACCGCCGCGAUGGUGCGACCGUCAAGAGUCGCGUUUUGAGCCUUGCGGAUCGCGUUGGUUCUGAGCUGUGGGAGGGCGACGCAGUUGUGAGGGCUAAAGAUGGGACGGCUGCGGAUGAGGAGGAGCAGAGGAGGGGUGCGCUUUUGAAGGCGAGUCGGGCUAGGGGGAACAGUGUGGCGUGGAGAGGGCUGGGCUCUUCUGCUCCUUCGUCGGAGGGACCUAUUGCGAAACUUUGA
This is a messenger RNA of Periconia digitata, 2783 nucleotides long. Lineage: Eukaryota; Fungi; Ascomycota; Dothideomycetes; Pleosporales; Periconiaceae. The record is from the annotation of a GenBank genome assembly.